Geodia barretti is the source of this 1853-nucleotide messenger RNA. NCBI's taxonomy places the organism in Eukaryota, Metazoa, Porifera, Demospongiae, Tetractinellida, Geodiidae. The record is from the annotation of a GenBank genome assembly.
GGCGGGAAAAGUGCGGGUUUUUGCACGCAACUGACUCGACUCUUCGGCGUCGAUCAGCAACACCAGAUCAUGGCUCCCAUACCUAUAAAACGCGUGGUGUCCGUCUCUUCUGAGGACGAGUCGAACCCAGCGACGAAUCUUCUCCAGGGAUGCAGCGGGCGCAAGUGGCUCACGCGGCAGGAGGAGAAGGCGCGGCGGGCGGAGGUGGUCGUGGAGCUGAGCAAGAGAGCGCGCAUCAACAGCUUGGAGCUCGGGAACUUUGGUUCUGCCUUCAUUGAGGUGCACGUGAGCGCCGCCGCCUCUGAGUCUUCUACCACUGAAUGGCUGACGCUGCUUCCUUCGUGCAUGCUCAUGACAGUCCCAGAUUCGCGCGCCGGACGCAACAAGACGUCGAGUAUCGUGUGCUCUAGAGACCGUUUCUCUGCCACCACAGCCGGCCUCAAGUGGAGCUUCCUCAAGAUUAUCUGCCGACAGCCGUACAAUCUCACGUCCCAGUUUGGUCUCCAACAUGUGACCUUCUAUUCCGACACUCCCAGUACACCCCUCACCCCUUCCCCCUCACCAUCCCUCCUAUCUCACCCGGACCCCUCACACUCUCCCAAAGACACACCUGAUUACGCCAACCGGCACCGCCUCCCCUCCCUCCCUUCCUCGGCGACCCCCUGCAAACCAGGGGACCCUCAUUCUUCAAGACCCCUCACAGGAAGGGAAAUUUCAAGCAACCCCUGGGGGACUCCAACACCAGCGAGGAGUUCUCUGGUCUCGAGAGGCAGUCGCGUCUUCUCAGAAAUGCUCUGAAAGGGCCCUCGAGAACCCUCCGACAAGAUGAACCCCAUUCUGGAGCGAGCGGUGGAGGAAGAGGGGAAGAAGAAAGAGAAGAAGUUCGAGGAGUUGUACCAGAAGAGGAAGCUGCUGGUUGCGGAGCUGAACAAAGCUCAGGGGAAGAGUGAUUUCGCCGACGGUUACGGGAAAACCCCCUCGUCAGUGGAAAUGACAGCUGCCUUUAGGAAGAUCUCUCGCCAUGACAACAAGUGUGAGAUAGGACAAGAGGAAGACCGCUGGUCUUGGGCUGGGUCUAGAAAGAGGGGGAAGAGGAGAAGGGGGAGAGGGGGAGAGGAAGAGGAGAAGGGGGAGGAUGGGUGGGUCAGCAAGAGAAAGAAGAAGCUGAGUGGGAUGAUAAAGGAGUGCCGAAGAGUGUUGAGUCAGGCUGGGACAGCUGGCGGAACCAGUGGAAGACCAGAAGACCUCUCCACUGCUAAUGAUGAGACUGAAACCUCGCCCCUCAAGUCCAACCAGCCUCAGACCAAAGAAGACCCAGCUGCUGCGGACAGUGACAGUGACGCUACAGUCAUAAUGGACGAUCCUCAGCCGCCCGUCGUCUCCCUCCCUCCCCUCCUGCCCCUCCAAUUAUCUCCAGAAACCCCCGCAUCCGCCGUCCCUUGUCCCCUCUGUGGACAGUCUUUCCCCUCGUACGCCAUAGAGCUGCAUGCCGCUAACUGUGGAGACAGUCACCCUGACAACACCCUGCCCCUACCAAUUAUUUACAUUGACUGAAAGACGAAAUUAGUGAUUGAUUCAUGUGGAAUUGAUGUGUUCUAUACUCAGACUAUUGUUCCAGUGUAUCAUUAUUAUCUUCUUCGUCCUGGGAAUCUGCGGGAAGAGGGUAUAUAGAAAUUUCAUGUACUGAGAAAGUCUCAGAGGCGAAAAGAAUUUUGAUGCUUUUAAUUAAUGGUGCAAGGGGGUCUUAAAGAUCACAAUCGAUAGAGUUUGCUAAAAUUUCCUCAGAAAACGGAUCUUGUUGGGCAACCAAUCUGGUAUUAUAUUCAAUGCAGAGUAUUUAUCUUUCUGGUUAA